Molecule: messenger RNA, 16059 nt
Organism: Aspergillus pseudoviridinutans
Lineage: Eukaryota; Fungi; Ascomycota; Eurotiomycetes; Eurotiales; Aspergillaceae
Product: nonribosomal peptide synthase
Exons: 3
Coding region: 1-16059 (5352 amino acids)
Biological process (GO): secondary metabolite biosynthetic process; amino acid activation for nonribosomal peptide biosynthetic process
Cellular component (GO): cytoplasm
Molecular function (GO): phosphopantetheine binding; catalytic activity
Source: RefSeq, a predicted model, not a curated record
AUGUCAGUAGAAUUGUCUAAGCCGGACGAAGAGGGCCUCUCCGUGUAUCUCUCAGAAGGCAAUCUUACGGGCCGCGACCUGAUUCCACAGGACGUUGCUAGUCAUUGCGGCUGCUCGGUCAAAGAUAUCGAAGAUGUUUACCCGUGUACUCCUUUACAGGAAGGCAUGUUCGCCCUCACACUUAGAGACUCCGUGGCCUAUAAUGUUAGCUACAAGUACCGGCUGCCGAUUGGAAUUGAUAUGGUUCGAUUGCGAACAGCCUGGGAGCGAACCGCUCAAGCAAAUCCGAUCCUGAGGACACGUAUUGUGCCCACCGGUGAACUGGGAUGCAUGCAGGUUGUUCUCCGGAGCAACACUCAGUGGACGGAGAAGGAGAACUCGGAAACGAGAGACGAGAGAUUGUUUGCUGACGGAGACAGCCAGACGAAACCGGAGCCACCCGAGACGCGAGUGCAAUCAAUUUGGCCGGCCGGUUCACCAAUGGUGAAACUCAUCUGGGACCCUGUGGCCCACGACCUCACUGUUGUCAUUCAUCACGCGCUCUGUGAUGACUGGUCCAUGGCCGUCGUCAUGAGGCAGGUGGCCGCGGCGUAUGAGGGCAAAGCACUGGCAAUGCGGCCCUUCCGCCCGCUGAUCGAGUUCAUCCAGCAAUCCCAGCCUGGUGCUUCUGCAUUUUGGAGCACCAAAUUCCACAAUCUAAGCCACGCCGAUGUCAGCGUGUUCCCACGCCAUGCGAAGGCGGCAUAUGUGCCGCAGCCAACGGCUACCCUGCGUCAGAAAUACCCCCAGCCUGCUAGCAGCGGGCCUGGAUUUGCGCUCAACGCCAAAGUUCGGCUCGCCUGGGCCGUACUGCAGAGCUUGUAUACAUUUUCAUCCGAGGUUCUCUUCGGUGCCAUUGACACAGGGCGCGCGAUCCAACUGCCAGGAGUCGAGGAGCUGAGCGGGCCGGCGCUGGUCUGCGUGCCGGUUCAUGUCCGACUCACUUCGCAUCAGACAGUCACUGAGGCGCUGGACAUGGUGCAGCGCGAGUGGGUGGAGUCGAUGGAGUUCGAGCAGGCGGGCCUGCAGAAUAUAAUGCGCCUGGGCCCCGGUCCCGCCGCUGCUUGUCGUUUCCAAACCUUGCUCACCGUGGAGCCGUGCGACGCCCAUGGUCUGCCGGAACUUUUUCAGCAGCAGCAGUCAAUCCAGCCGGUGUAUGAUACGUAUCCGUUGAUUGUCCGGUGGCGGUCAAGCCCUCAGUCGCAGUCCAUGACUAUAGAGGCGAUAUUUGACCCGCAUGUGCUGGACAUCAGGCAGACGGAGCGGAUUGUCCAACAGCUGGCACAUAUCUACCAACAGAUUGAAGGGAGACCGCAUGAUGUUUUGAAGAAACUGGAUGUCUGUAGUCCCGCUGAUAUCCACGAUCUUGCUAGCUGGAACCUCCCAGUCCCUCCAAUGGUGCAAUAUGGUGUGCAGCGGUUGAUUGAGCAGCAGGUCCAGAGGAGCCCUCAGGCUGUCGCCGUCCACAGCUGGGACUGCAGUUUGAUGUACCAUGAGCUGGACACGAGCGCCUCUGCCCUGGCCGCCGCAUUUACUCACCGGGGUGUCAAGUGCGGGACUGUCGUCCCCCUUUGCCUACAACGCUCCAAGUGGCCCGCUAUCGCCAUGAUUGCGGUGAUGAAGGCCGGCGCUGCGUUUCUUCUGCUCGACGAGUCGUACCCUGUGGCGCGGCUGCGGCAGAUGUGCGAGCAUGUCAAGGCCACUAUGGUAGUCUGCACCAAGUCAACCACCGAUCUCGCCUCACAACUUGGACCAAGCCUCAUGGCCGUUGACGAGCUGGACUGCGAAGAUCUGCCUAGGCCGAGGAACGGUUGCACUUGCGCUGCUGCUUUCCCACAGGGCCAAGGUGCCUCUGCCGAAGAUUUGAUGUAUAUCACCUUCACCUCGGGAUCGACCGGCGCCCCGAAGGGUGUCCUAGUAAGCCACGGAGGGUUCGCCACGAGUGCGCUAUUCCAUGCACCCCAGUACAACUUCACGUCGAGCUCCCGAGUUCUGCAGUUCGCCUCCCCGGGGUUUGAUUCGUUCGUCAUUGAGUACCUCAGUACACUCAUGGCUGGGGGAUGCGUUUGUGUGCCUCACCCGGACGACUGUCGUAGCCGACUAGGAGCCGUGAUCAAAGAAUUCUCCGUCAACAAUACCUGUCUCACGCCAACAGUGGCACGGGUUCUGUCAGCGGACAGCCCGACUACUCUGCGAGAUCUUACAUUAGUCGGGGAAGCAGCCACCGCCAGCGAUGUCGCGCGUUGGCCCCCGGAAGUGCACAUUCGGAACGCGUAUGGGCCUGCCGAGUGUUCCGCCGUGUUCAGUGUCCAGCCCCAUCUGGUGCCCGAGGAUCAGUCCAAUAUCGGCUUUCCGACGGGAGGUGUCGGCUGGGUUAUCGAUCCAUACGAUCCGCAUCGGCUGAUGCCCGUGGGCAGCAUCGGAGAGCUGCUGAUCGAAGGGCCGAUUGUGGGUCCAGGAUAUGCCUCGGACGCGGAUGCUUCCCAGCGGGCGUUCAUCAAGCCGCCUGUCUGGCGACAGAGUUACUUUGGUCCCUGUCAUGGCCGGAUGUACCGCACUGGGGACCUGGUGCAGAGUGCAGGUGACGGCAGUUUCCGCUACGUGGGGCGCAAGGACACGCAGGUUAAGUUGCAUGGGCAACGUAUUGAGCUGGCCGAGAUUGAGCACCAUCUCAGAACGAAUGCAUUGCCCCAAGCGUCCCAAGUGGUGGCCGAUAUCGUCCAGCUGCAGGGAAAGCCAGGCAAGGCCCCCGUGAGCUUGCUGAUGGCGUUCGUGUGCUGGUCCGAUGUUGUGCAAGUUCCCAACGAGGCCAAAAGGCCCGGUACUCCAUUUCUGAUCGCCAGUGAGGAGCACCGGGAUGCGUGUGCCGCAGGCGAGGCGCAGCUCUCGGCGAUUUUGCCUUCGUUCAUGAUCCCUCGGACCUACUUGCCUCUGGAGCACUUGCCACAGACGCUCUCUGGAAAACUGGACCGUCGAAGUCUGCGAGAUCAUGCGUCGCAGCUCACCUGGGAAGACCUCCAAUCUUACCGCAGCUCUGUGACGCCGUCCAAGAAACCGCAAACCGCAACAGAGUCCCGGCUGCAGAAGAUAUGGGCGCAGGUGUUGAACGUCCCCGAAGACCGUUUAAGCGUGGCCGAGAACUUCUUCCAUCUCGGUGGGGACUCCGUCAGCGCUAUGCAAGUGGCUGCUGGCUGCCAACGGGAGGGACUCGCCGUGGGAGUCGCGCAGAUCUUCCAAUUCCCCACCCUGGAGCAGCUGGCGCAGCACGCCAUGCCGAUAGACAGAGAGAGUAAUCUCCGCAGGAGUAGCAGCCCCAGAGCCCUUCACGACGAGGUCAACCAGAUGGCCUCGGUUGGGCUGUCAUCGCCCAUCCAGCAGCUAUUCUUCGAACUUUGUCCUCAGGGCCACAAUCGGUUCACGCAGCAGUUCCUGCUGCAGGUGUCAAAGCCCCAACGACCUUCCCGCGUGCGCGCAGCAAUGGAAGCACUGGUAACGCGUCAUAAUAUCUUGGGUGCUCGGUUUGAGCGGCUCGCCAAGGUGGGUUGGUCGCAAGUCGUUCAGGAUGACGUUAGCCCUCAAUUUAGCUUCCGCGAGCACAUUCUCAAUGAGAUUGGAAAUGGAUACCUGCGGCAGAUCCUCAGUGACAGUCAAAGUGGUUUGGAUAUUACCGCGGGACGGCUGGUGGCCGUGGAUGUUAUAAACACGCCCGCUCACCGCCAGUACCUGUCGCUUAUGGUGCACCACCUGGUGAUAGACCUGGUCUCUUGGCGGAUCUUACUCCAGGAGCUCGAGGAAUUUCUGACCAUAGGAAUGCUCUCGGGACCGAAGCCGAUGCCGUUUCAGCGAUGGUGCUAUCUACAGGAGUGCUUCGUCCGCCGCUCCCUAGACCCUGAGAAGGCUCUGCCGGUGGAAAUACCUCCUCAGCCCCUGGAGUACUGGGGAGAUGCUGUAUGCGCAGUCAAUCAGAAUAUAUGGUCGGAUACUCGUCAAGAAUCGUUCACCGUAUCAGAGGCGACAACGCGCGCCAUCCUGGGGUCUGCGAACGAGGCCCUCCGCACACGGCCCGUGGAGCUCCUCCAUGCGGCCUUGGUCUAUUCCUUUGCGCAGGUGUUCGAUGAUCGCGAGGCCCCCACCGUGUUUACCGAGGGCCACGGCCGGGAGCCCUGGGAUCCUGCAAUGGAUCUGUCGCGUACUGUGGGUUGGUUCACCACGAUGGCGCCCUUGUUCAUUCGCACCAAUCGCCAACAUGAUCUCGGUACCGUCUUGCAGCAGGUCAAAGAGAGUCGUCGUGCCUUACCGUUCAACGGUUGGGCGUAUUUCGCCUCCCGAUUCCUGCAUCCAAUGGGCCGAGAGCGCUGGGUGGACCAUAUCCCCAUGGAGAUCCUUUUCAACUACACGGGUCUGUUCCAGCAGUUAGAGAACCCGAAAGCGCUGCUGCAACUCGCCGCUGUCCCGGACCACGAUAUCCUGCCCAUGGCAGCGGACCUGCCGCGGUUUGCGUUGGUCGAUGUGUCUAUAACCGUUGUGGACGGCAGUCUGAGUGCGUCCGUGAUCUACAAUCAACGGAUGCGGCACCAAGACAAGCUACAUCAAUGGGUCUGGAGGUACCAACACACGCUGGAGGAGCUCCCCACAGCGAUCAAGGAGUAUCGACCGUUUACGCUCUCGGACUUUCCGCUGUUAUCAAUGGAUAGCAGUGAACGUUUGGCUGGCUUGAUUCAAGACAUUCAUAGUCGACUCCACAUUCGGACGCAAGAUAUUGAAGACAUCUACCCGUGCUCGCCAAUUCAGCUGGGCAUAUGGCUAAGCCAGUCCAAGGAUCCCCGGGCUUACUGGUCGCGCCUCUGCUGGUCGAUCAGGCCCACCAACCCUGCAGAAACCACGCUGAGUACGUCCCGUGUAAAGCAAGCAUGGCAGCAGGUAGUAGAUCGCCACCCUAUACUGCGAACUGUGCUCCAUGUGAGUCCUUAUAGUGACGGAGGGCCCCUGCAGGUAGUCCUGCGACAGGCCGUAGCAGAGAUAUACGAACAGGUCUUGAAGGUACCCUCGUCAACCAUAGAAAGCUGUCAAUUCGACGACAGCACCAAGCAUUACUCGCGCUUGGGUCACUGUUUUCGGAUAAGCGUUAAUGCCAGUGGUGAGAUUCUCUGUGAGCUGGUGAUCAACCAUCUGCUGAUCGACGGAUUCACACGGGAUAUGCUUGUCUCUGAUCUACAACUGGCGUACGACGGCCAGCUUCCUUCAUUCACCGCUGCCCCCUUCAGCAGGUAUCUGACCAGACUACGUGGCCAGUCGGAAGCAGCCUCACGUGCAUACUGGACGCACUAUCUCCAUGGAGUGCAGCCGUGCCUCUUUCCCCGUCUGGAUGGUAAGCUCGAAAAUGAGAGGGAUGUCCUACAUUCGGUUCCCAUAGACUUCGACACCCUGCAGACGCAGUCAAUCCUGAGAUUCUGUGAGCAGCACGCCACGACAAUUGCCAGCAUGUUACAGAUUGCCUGGGGCCUUGUCAUGCGCGCAUACACGGGGUCAGACACGGUCUGCUUUGGCUACAUGGUGUCGGCCCGCGAUAUUCCUGUACCUGGUAUGCAGGAAAUUGCGGGGCCGCUCAUCAAUCUCUUGGUUUGCAGACUGGGUUUCGAUGACAAAGACGAUAUCCAUGAGACAAUCUCGAACUGCCAAGCAGCCUACGCGAGGAACCUCGAUCAUCGAUUCUGCUCACUGACGGAGAUCAUCCACGGGCUGGGACAUACGGUUCCCCGCCUGUUCAACACGGCCAUGUCACUUCAAAGAGAGACGGUUAUGCCUCCCCGGCGAGCGCCGAGUGUGAUAAUCCAGCAGCAGGGGGGGCAGGACACGACAGAGUAUGACUUGACUGUCAACGUGAUCGUGCGGAAAGAUACCCUUCAAGGGGAACUCACAUAUCGCUCCUCCGUGGCGAGUCACAACCAGGCCGUGCUCGUUGCCGACUCCUUAGCCUGUAUUUUCGAGCGGUUCUCCUCUGGUCUUGCGGACAGAAUAGGACUUCUCGACCUACUCGGCCCCGUCAACGAGAAAGCUUUACUGCAUUGGAAUAGUCAAGUGCCGGCCACCGUCCCAGGAUGUAUCUAUACCAACAUUCAACGGCAUACUUUGGCACAACCCAGUUCCCCGGCCGUGUGUGCUUGGGACGGAAAUGUCACCUACAUCGAAUUGGACCGUCUCGCGUCAGUGCUUGCCCUACGGCUUUCUAAGUCUGGGGUGGGCCCGGACGUCUUUGUCCCGGUGUGUUGUGAGAAAUCGCGUUGGGCUGUUGUGGCAAUCAUGGGGGUAUUGAAAGCGGGUGCUGCUUUCAUCCUGCUGGAUGCUUCCCAACCCAUCGACCGACUACAGGCAGCCAUCAAGGAAGAUUUUCCCGACUCAAUAAUAUUGGCGACGACGAAUGUCUCCGCGGUAGCUGCGAAGAUCAGCGAGAAGAUCCUUCUAGUGGACACGUUGGAAAAGGAAGAAUGUGGUGCUCUCGACGCGCAGCUUUUCCCUAUGGUAGGCUCACCGUCAACCGCAGCCUACGCAGUAUAUACAUCUGGCAGCACGGGAAAGCCAAAGGCGACCAUUAUCGGGCAUGGAUGCUAUGUGACAGCCGCGGCGGCCCAUGGUCAGGCCCUCGGAAUUGGCCCCGGAAUCCGUGUGUUGCAGUUCGCAUCAUUUGCCUUUGACGCCAGUAUCGUAGAGAUCCUGACUACUCUCCUCAUGGGGGGAUGUGUCUGUGUACCGUCGGAAACGGACCGGAGCCAGAAGCUCGCUGAUUUCAUCGCCAGCAAACGAGUCAACUGGGCUUUACUCACUCCAUCCGUAUCCCGCAUUCUGGAGCCGCGUGAGGUACCCACGCUCCGGACCUUGGUGCUAGGGGGUGAGGAGGUGCGCGCUGUUGAUGUGCAGAGAUGGUCGCCCCAUGUUACUCUGAUGAAUGCCUAUGGGCCGUCGGAGUGCUCUGUUAUCGCGACUAUUCAGACCUCUCCAGGCACCCUUCUGGAAGAUCCCUCCAACAUUGGUCUUGCAAGGGGCGCCUUGGCGUGGGUAGUCGUCGGCCAGGAUCCAGUCCGACUAGCCCCCGUCGGGGCUGUUGGAGAGCUGCUCGUUGAGGGUCCCAUUGUCGGCCGGGGGUACAUUAAUCGAAGUGAGCAAACCGCCGCUGCGUUCCACGUCCACCUGCCAUGGUUGGAGAGAAUGCACAGGAUUGGCACCUCUCCAUUCUACAGGACGGGGGAUCUGGUGAGAAUGCUGCCGGACGGAUCCUUGCGCUAUGAGGGGCGCAAAGAUCGCCAAGUCAAGCUUCACGGACAGCGCGUGGAGCUGUCGGAGGUGGAGCAGCAUGUUCGCGAUUGUUUUCCGGAUAGCCAGCAGGCGUUUGCAGAGCUCGUCCAAUGUAAAGAUACGGGAGAACAACGACUGGUGGCUUAUGUCCAACUGGAAACUAUGGACGAGGACCAAUUUGACCGGGUCGUUUCUCGGGCCCAGGACAUCCUGCCAAGACGGACCCCUUCAUUCCUCGUCCCAUCUACCUUUGUCCGUCUUCACGAGGUCCCGCGAUUGCCGAGUGGUAAAGUCGAUCGACUCCAGCUACGUCGAGCCGGUCUGGUCGCCAUUCAGGAAACACGGAUCGCAGGGUGCCAUGGCUCAAGGCGAUUAAGGCGGGAUAAACCUAAAGCGUUGACGUCGAGCGAGCAGAGAUUACGGGACUUGUGGGCUGAUCUAUUGCAUCUGCCAACGAGCAAGAUCGAUCCCGGCGACCAUUUCUUCUCGCUUGGGGGAGAUUCCAUCAUGGCCAUGAGGUUGGUAUCCAGCGCCCCAAGUCAUGGAAUGGAUCUCACGGUGGCCGAUGUCUUUCUACAUCCACGUCUGCGCAACCUAGCCCGUGUGUUGGAGGGCCGUGGGAUCCAGUCGCCCGCACGCGUGCACGGCGCAGCAGAUGCAGAAGAAGAACCUUCUCCCUUCUCUCUCCUGCCUUCUGAGCGAGAGGCGGACAUCAAAAUGCAAGCUGUGGCCCAGUGCGGAGUUGGUCUGGCUCAAAUCGAGGACAUCUAUCCGUGUACCCCGAUGCAGGCCGGCCUAGCAGCCAUGUCCGCAGAACGACCCGGUGCUUACGUCGGACACCAUGUGUAUAACAUCCCCGUGAACUCCGACACGACUCGCCUCCGACAGGCAUGGGACUCAGUGGCUGACAAGCACCCGAUUCUACGGACUCGUCUCAUUCGGGCAACGAAUAUGGGAUGUCUACAGGUUGUCAUCCGAAACGGCCCCCCUCAAUGGAAUGAGGUCUGUUCCAAGUCGACAGGGGUGAGCCUUGCGCAGUUUGAUAGACUCCCCGAUCCCUCGCACGACGGAAUGUUCGGUGUGCCUCUUGUUCAUGUCAACAUCCGUAAACAUUUAACCAAUGACGGCGUAUGCUCUAAUUGCACCAUGGUCCUCACCAUGCACCACUCUGUGUAUGAUGCUUGGUCCCUACCAAGGCUGCUUUCGGCUGUGGAAAAGGCAUACGGUCAAGAUGGCCAGAGGAUAUUGCCCAAGCCUGCCCCUUUCCAGCGAUUUAUUCAAUAUACGGCCUCGCAGACUGAGGCAGCUUUAAAUUUCUGGCGGACAGAGUUCGACGAUCUCUCCGCUGAACCCUUCCCCGGCCUUCCAUCGCCAUCAUAUCACCCGUCAGCAAUGAGCCAGCUAGAUCAGACUUUUCUCACGGGAUCUUUUACUACAGAAUUGGCCACACGAACCACAGCGGUGCGCCUAGCGUGGGCUGUGGUGCAAUCCCAGUACCAAGGCCAAUCCGACGUUGUUUUUGGCAUUGUGUCAUCUGGCCGCACGGCCCCAGUUCACGGGGUGCAAACCAUGACCAGUCCCACUAUCAGUGCGAUUCCCUUGCGUGUUCGGUCCAACCCACACAUGGAGUUCAAAGGAGCCCUGGCCGCGCUCCAGGAAUGGACGGCCCGAGUGGUGCCGUUUGAACAAGCUGGUCUUCAAAAGAUUGCCAGGCUGGGACCAAAUGCGACGCGAGCAUGCUCCUUCCAGACCUUACUCAACAUUGAACAAGAGGAAUCCCCUUCUGGUCAAACAAACGGAUUGUUCUCUUCCGUGGAGUCAACCGCCGCAAAAGGAGCGUUUGCAACAUAUGCUCUGGUGCUCCACUGUAGUCUAGAGCCGCAAGGAGUACGAGUAUCCGCGAUAUUUGACGACAAUGUCAUUCCCGAGUGGAAGAUGCAGAGGAUCCUUGAUCAAUUCGGCCAUGUCCUGCAGAUGCUUCACCAAGGACAGCUGGGUUUCGUCGGAGAUGCGGCAGGCUCUCUCAAUGCGAGGGAUCGGGAACAGCUCAUCGAGUGGAAUUCAACCGUGCCGCAUCUCAUUGCUGAGACUGUCCCCUCUGCGAUCCGGCGGCAGACCGAUGCGCAGCCCGAUGCACAAGCUGUUUGCGCAUUCGAUGGUGAUUUUACGUAUCGGGAGCUCGAUGCUUGGUCCGACAUGCUGAAGCGCUUGUUGCACUCCUGUCAUAUCCAGCCAGGGAGCUUAAUCCCCAUCUAUAUAGAUCGGUCCCGGUGGGCGAUCAUUGCGAUGCUGGGAAUCGUCAAGGCCAGGGCUGCUUUCGUCCUCCUGGACACAACCCACCCACAGUCCCGUCUACGGACCAUAUGUGACGAAAUCAAAGCACCGCUACUAGUGACUAGCCAGCAGAGACUAGCUACAGCUAGAUCUCUCCCAGCUGGGGCCGGGCCUGUUUGCGUUGGGGAAUGUCUCAACAGUCCGCCUCAAGAUUCGUAUACGGCCGAUGUGGAAUCUACCCUCUGUCACACGGAUGUCCUCUACGCGAUGUUCACGUCGGGCUCUACUGGCAAACCAAAAGGCGUUGUCAUCGACCAUGGGGCGCUGGUGACCAUGGCGUGCGAAUACCGUCAGCGUGUCGGACUGGGCCCUGAGGCGCGAGUUCUACACUUUGGAUCGUAUGCGUUCGACGUCAGUAUCCUGGAAACCCUGUGUACGCUGAUCGCGGGUGCCUGCGUGUGCAUUCCCUCCGAGUCUUCUCGCCAGGAGGGAUUUGCCGAAGCGUUGCGCAAAUUGGGCCCAUCCCAUGCCUUGCUCACUCCCUCCUUCCUUCGUGGUCUGCCGGUGCAUGACCUCGCGCCAAUACAAACGUUGAUGCUAGUCGGUGAACCUCCCCGGAGGGAUGAGGUUGACCGAUGGUCCUCGAAACUCCGUCUGAUGAAUCUCUAUGGACCGGCGGAAUGCACCAUUCUAGCCGCUCUGCAGCCGCAGGCUCGCCCAGGCCUUGAUCCAACGAAUAUCGGCCACCCUGUGGCCGGCACCGCGUGGAUCACCAACCCGCAGGACCCUCGUCACCUCGCUCCCAUUGGAGCCGUUGGCGAGCUGCUCCUCCAAGGUCCUCUGGUCGGCCGAGGAUACCUCAACGACCCGGAGUUGACUGCCACUGCCUUUCUUCAGGCACCACCGUKGCUCGCCCAAUGUGGCAUAGGCAAUGGCGGCCAUAAUGGGCGUGUCUACCGCACAGGCGACCUCGUUCGCCUUGAGCAAGAUGGCACACUUGUCUACCUGGGACGGAAGGACUUCCAGGUUAAACUACGCGGUCAGCGGCUCGAACUCAGUGAGGUGGAAGACCAUGUCCUGAGGGUAUUCCCUGGUUCUCUCAAGGACGUGGCGGCAGAGGUGGUGACGCCUGCAGAUGAUCGACCCAACCCUUGUUUGGUCGCCUUUCUUGUGUCUGCACGGGAACUUUUACCAUCACCGUCGUCUUCACCAUCCACAUUCUUCCCUCUCCAAAUAGCUACGCCGGAAGACUUCGAUCAGAAGAUACACACUACCCACUCCCGCAUGCGUACAUGUCUUCCGGAUUACAUGGUUCCAGUUGUCUUCGUUCCGUUGAGCGAGUUGCCCCGGACUGUCGGCGGCAAAAUCGAUCGCCGCCGGCUACGAGAAGCAGCCGCUUCGGUUACACGCCAGCAGCUUGAAGCUGUUGGCUCUUCCUUUGCAGAGGUGGAAAAGGCCCCGAUGGCUUCCGAUGCGGAACGAUCACUUCAGGGCAUCUGGGCAGAAGCAUUGGGGAUUGCUCGCUCGGCGAUUGGGGCAGAGGAUAGCUUCUUCCGGCUAGGAGGCGACUCUAUCACGGCGCUCCAGGCCACCAGCCAAGCCCGAGCCGUCGCAAUUGAGCAUUCCGUCCCCGACCUAUUCCGAUGGAAGACAAUCCGGGAAAUUGUGAAGCGAUUUGCAAAGGCCUCCGGAGAGACGGGUAUCGGUCAUGAAUCAAGCCAUCCGCUGACUAACCGUGGAGACGACAAACUGGGUGGCGUGGCCGUCUAUCCAUGCACGCCAGUGCAACAGGGGGUGCUUCUUACCCAGAUCAGCGACCCCACCAGUUAUGCGCCGCAUUUCAUAUGGAAGAUCCAUCGCCCGUCACCCUCUAACGGGGCGGCGGCGGUUGACCCGAAUCGUUUGGCGGAAGCAUGGCAGGAAGUUGUGAACCGCCACAGCGCCCUCAGAGCGGUGUUCCGGCGUAAUACCACCACGGGUGACGGUGCCUUCGAGUUACAUAUCCUCCCGCAGAUUGAGUGUCCUGUCCAGAUACUCCCUGUAUCCGAAAUGGACUCAGAAGGCCUGCCUGUUCGUCUCACCCAGCUCCACCCUCAGGUCGCCACCGAACAGGACGGCCAGAUGCCCCAUGUCUUUGCUAUCUGUCCUUGCAAAAAUGGGGAGAUCUUCUGCCGUCUGGACAUCAAUCAUGCUAUUAUAGACGCGAUCUCAGUGGGUCUACUCGAACUGGACCUUCUGCAAGUCUAUGAGCACGGACCGUGGGCUCCCAACGCGCACGAUGCGUACCAGGACUAUCUGCAAUACGUUCACCGGCAACCGCAGGAUCCUGCACGAGAGUAUUGGCGUACCUACCUCGCUGGGAUCCAGCCAGUCAACCUACCCCGAUCAAGAGCUGAUGGGCUGCCAGCAUCGACCCCACAAGGGCUGGAAGUCCCUCUCACUUGCAGCGGAACGGAUAUCGCUGCCGUCUGCCACCGCACCGAUUGGACCCCGUCGAAUCUGCUCUACUUUGCCUGGGGGCUAACCGUAGGCUUAUUCACCGGGUCUGAUGAUGUGGUCUUUGGCACUCUAACCUCCGGCCGCCACAUUCCAAUCCCCCAUAUCGAGCAGACCGUUGGCCAGAUCUCCAACAUGGCUGUUUGUCGGGUGCACCUGCCAUCGCACCGCUUGCUUGACGACGCUGCCAUUGCCCUGCAGGGGGAUUAUGGACGCGUAUUGAUGUUUCAGAGCUUUCCACUAUCGGGGAUCUCUCGCACAUGCGGAGUCACAGUGCAGGAAUUGGCGUCGACGGCCAUAAACGUGCAGUACGCCAUUCCUGCCUCCUCGUGCAAGGACAAGAAUUUCUCGAUAUCUUUGACUCCAGUGACUGGACUCGAUCCAACUUUGCAAGAUGUCACGAUUUAUGCACUGGUAGAUCCCCAAGGAACUAUGCGCGCAUCGAUGACCUAUCGCGAAUCCCGCAUCUCCGCGGAUCUUGCGACCCAGUUGGCCGACUACUUUGCCCAUUUCGUCGCUGCCGUACUUCAGUCUCCACAUGCAACAGUCAAGGAGCUGGUCGGUCUUACCGCCAGGGAUCAACAUCGCCUGCUUGAAUGGAACGGGCCUAUCUCUCCACCGCCAGCGGAAUGUAUACAUGAACUCAUCGCGCGACAAGCCGCGAAACAGCCAUCGAACUUGGCCGUCUCUAGCUGGGAUGGUAACUGGACCUAUGAGGAGCUGGAUCGCGCAGCCGUCUGGCUCGCGGCUUCUCUCGUCGCCCAUGGUGUGAAACCAUCGCAAUACGUGCCCAUAUGCAGCGAGAAGUCGCCAUGGGCCAUCGUGGCUGUGCUGGCUGUGAUGAAAGCAGGCGCGACGUUCGUUCCGCUGGACCCCUCGCAUCCCUUCCCCCGACUCAAGGCACUUUGCGAGCGUGUGCGUGCUACCCAUAUGGUCUCCUCAGUCACACAGGCUUCCCUGUGCCUGAAGCUGGCUGAGAAGAUCAUCAUUGCCGGAGAAACCAGGGGACAAACUCCGUCCGACCUGCUGUUCCAGUCUGUUGCCGUGGACCCUGAACAACCUGCUUACAUCCUCUUCACAUCGGGCACGACAGGGACACCAAAGGGCGUUAUGGUGCCUCAUUCCUCGUACACGGCCGCCGCUAGGGAGCAGAUCCGCGCCUUCUCCUUGGACCCCGGAUCGCGCGUACUCCAGUUCUCUUCGUACGCAUUCGACGUCGCUGUAUUGGAGAUCCUGACCACUUUACUUGCCGGCGGGACUGUGUGUGUCCCCUCUGAUGUCGAACGCGAUCAGAUGUUGCUUGAUGGCGCCUGUCCCUUCGCCGUCACGCAUGCGUUUCUUACCCCUUCCGUGGCAGCGACUCUUGAUGCCAGUCGACCAGGAUGGGUGAAAACAAUGGUACUCCUUGGAGAGCCCAUGUCCACCGCCCACAUCACGCAAUGGGGCGAAAAGUGCCAUUUGAUGAACGCAUAUGGCCCCACUGAAUGUUCCGUUCUCAAUACCGCGCGUGCUCAUAUUGUUCCGGGCUGCGACCCUGGCAAUAUGGGUCACGGCCUUGGAAUUCACUUCUGGGUAGCCGAUCAGCACGACCAUGGAAAACUUGUUCCUGUUGGUGCUGUGGGUGAGUUGAUUCUGGGCGGCCCUCCCGUGGCACAGGGCUACAUCAAUGACGCUCGAAGAACCGCGGAAGCAUUCAUCCAGCAUCCCCAGUGGCUGGACGCUCUGAUGCCGCGCCCAUACCCCUGGCGGCUAUACAAAACUGGCGACCUGGUGCGGUAUGAGGUCUCGGAUGGUUCCCUGCGUUAUGAAGGUCGAAAGGACCGGCAGAUCAAGAUCCGUGGCCAGCGUGUAGAGCUAGAGGAGAUCGAGUACCACACUCGCCGGUGUUUUCCUCACGCUAGCAACGCUGUCGUUGAGCACGUCAUGCUACCGUCAGGACAGGAUCCUGCAUCUUCCGGGAAUAGUCCUGCCUUGGUCUCCAGAGUCGUUGCCUGUAUCUGCCACGAAGCAGCCCGGGGCGGCUCCGUGGAAAAAGCAUCGCAGAUGAGCGAGCGUGGCAGUGCAGAGGAGCUCCUGACUCCUUCGACCCCAGAAUUUCAUACAGAUUCGGUCAUCGCACUCUCACGUCUCCGCGAUGCUAUACCGGACUAUAUGGUCCCCGACUUCUUCCUCCCGAUUCGGCGAGUACCGCGCCAGAAGUCGGGCAAAACGGACCGCCCGCUGCUGCGCGAGGCCAUAUUCGCGGGCCUGGCAGAGUUCCGCCGGCUUGACCGCACUAUGUCACUUGGAGAGAAGCAGUACCCUCGUACCGAGGUAGAGUCCAAGCUUCAUGCCAUCCUGACGCGUCAUUUGUCGCUUGCGCCGGAGACGGUAGGAAUUGACGAAAAUCUCUUCUAUCUAGGUGGGGAUUCCAUCGUCGCCAUGAAGAUCGCUGCCAGCGCCAGAGAGAGCGGAUUGAACAUUAGCCUAUAUGAUAUCCUUCGGCGCCCUACUGUGCUGGGCUGGGCUGACGCGGUGCUCACAAGCCGGUCGGCAGCCCCCGUUGUUGAGUCUCGUUCUGCAUUUUGCCUCAUAUCCGACGAUGAAUACAGGGAGGUCGUCCGGCUGCUCGCUGCGGCCGAGCCUCCCAUUAGUGAAGCCAACCUUGAGGACAUCCUACCCGCGCUGGAGAGCCAGGCCCACUACGUGGAGUCGUCAUCAAUCGUGAAUUUUGCAGAGGUGUUCCCCACAGACCUGGAUCCAGCUCGACUCCGUUGGGCGUGCCAGCAGGUGGUAUCGCGGUACAGUAUCCUGCGGACGGUCUUUUGGAAAGCUGGUGGUCGUCUACUGCAGGUCAUCCUCCGGCAUUUCGAGCCACAAUUCUCUCUGCUGCAAUGUGAUGACGCAGAAUCAUACCUGACGCAGCAGGCGACUCGUCGCACGACUCCGGCGACGCCACUCGGUUCACCCCUUACAAGUUUUGGCCUCGUCAAAAGUACCACUCGGAAGACUUCAGCACUUGUCGUUCACAUCUCACACGCGCAGUACGAUGGAGCCAGCCUUCCCUUCCUGUGGCAGGCAAUCAAGGCUGCCUAUCAGGGGAACCCGCUCUCCGAUCUGACUCCAUUCAGCCACCUCGUGCAUCACCGCAAAGGGCGUGAUCACGCCGACACUGCUUCUUUCUGGCGCACCUAUCUUCAGGGUGCAUCUGCCGCCGCCCUGGACCCCUUACAGAUCGCCCACUUCAUCACUCCACUUGAAAAUUCGAACCUCUCGCGGACAGCCCGCAGGGAGCUUGUGCCGCCGUCAUCAGUUUCAGGAGCCACGGUAGCGACAAUCGUAAAGGCUGCUCUUUCAUGGGUCCUCUCGCGCUACGCGUCACGUUCUGAUAUCGUUCUCGGCCAAGUUGCACACGGAAGAGGUUCUGCCAUUCCGAACGUGCAUCAAAUCCUGGGACCCUGCGUCACGUUCCUGCCCAUCCGUAUUGUAAUCAACUGGGAACAUACUGUUGCACAGUUCCUCCAGUACGUCCAGCUUCGGCAAGUGUUGACGGUCCCGCACGAUUCUCUCUCCCUGGAGGAGAUCGCCAGACACUGCACCGACUGGCCGCCGGAUGCCCGGUUCGGCUGUCUAGUGCAUCACCAGGCGGCUCAGUCGCAGGAUUUGUUUGAGAUGGACGGGAUCCCUUCUUGUUCGAGUGUUACCUGGGCUACCUCGCAGCCACCACCUGGCCAGAUCAAUGUCAUCUCGAUCGAGCGCGAGACUACGCUGGAUUUGGUCCUGGCGGCGCCGCCGAAUGCCUUGGAUCAAGUCUUGCUCGACGGCCUCGCCGAUAGCCUUGCAGAUACCAUCCGACUGUUCUCGGACGUCCCGGCUUGCUCUUUGGCGGCGCUGGAACAGUACGGGGUCGAAUGUCCUUCUGAGACAUUGGGCUCUUCACUACAUCUCAAUCAAGCAUCUCGUUACCCCUCUACCAGAUAA